AUGAGAGUUCCGACAAUGGAGCAGUUCGUGGCCGCCACCGGUGACGAGACGGGCAUCCGCCCUGCUGGCCCGACCCCAGGCGCUCUAUUUGAUGCAAUGGAGGACUACUUUGACUCCAGGAUAGACCUUGUGUCUCGCAAGCUUGCUAAGAGGAGAGAAAGCCUACAACUGCGGCUCUCGCUGGGCGGCAUCCUGCGACGGACAAACUCAGCCCCAGGUGCGGAAGCCCUGUCCGAGCAAUUCGAGCGCGAGAUUGCAAGACUCCAGCUCAAGAUGAAGUCGCGCAUGAUCUCUCUCACCACGGCCUGGCGUUCAAGUCGCGUCGUUCGCACCCGCGAGAAGUUCUCAUUCGUCUUCGGAGUGAUGUCCAUCCUAUUGUCCGCCCUCCUCUUCGGGCUGUACCCUACCUGGGUACACGUCGCGUACACAGCACAAGCGGCGUACCUCCUUCCCAUGCGCAUAUACUCUUUCAAGAAGCGACGAUGGCAUUACUUCCUUUUCGACCUAUGUUACUUUGUCAACAUCAUGAACUUCGUCUGGAUCUGGAUACUGCCGCAGUCUCGCGCCCUCUUCAUCGCAUGUUAUUGCCUAUCACAUGGGUCUGUCGCUACAGCUAUCGUUACCUGGCGCUUGGGCAUGGUGUUCCAUGACGCGGAGAAGGUCACGUCUAUGUUUAUCCACAUAUACCCACCAUUUGUACUUUCUACCAUCAGGCAUUUCUAUCCCAAUGCCGCCGCACGGUUCCCUGCUCUUCAAGACCUACCCCACCUUAGCGCCAAGGAUGCCUUUGUAUACUCUAGCGUCUUGUAUCUCUUCUGGCAGACAUGCUACUGGAAGUUCGUCUGGGUCAAUCGUCGUACGAAGAUCCAGUCCGGCGAGAGAACGACCUCGCUCACCUUCUUCCUCAACAACAAACGUGGAUGGGUUGGAAAGUUACUUGUUGCCACCCCUCCAGAACGUCGAGCGGUCUACUAUAUGAUGGGCCAGUUUGCAUACGCAAUCGUGACAGAGCUCAUCCCCGUCUUUGCCCUAUACGAUAGUCUACAUUGGAGUGCAGCCUACCUCCUGGUAUGCUUCAGCGUCUCUGUCUGGAACGGAGCAGGUUUCUACAUCGAGGUGUUCGGCCGCAAAUUCGAGCGUGAACUAGAGGCCCUCCGCAAGGAACUCGCGGAAGCGAAUCAACGCGCUCUUCAGCAAAGCCCAAGCCUCACUGCGGACGACACGUCGACGACAGUCUCACCCAUACUGGGACCCACGUCUCCUCAGACGCCUAGCCCCCCAAUGCUACCGACACUCGGGGCACCUGUACCACCAAUCCCGUCCCUAGAAACAACGCCAGCUCAGGUCGCGAUUGCCGUACAGUCCGCCUUGUGA
This is a messenger RNA of Peniophora sp. CBMAI 1063, 1374 nucleotides long. The record is from the annotation of a GenBank genome assembly. Lineage: Eukaryota; Fungi; Basidiomycota; Agaricomycetes; Russulales; Peniophoraceae.